Messenger RNA from Ziziphus jujuba (common jujube), 1170 nucleotides. Its product is annotated as ethylene-responsive transcription factor 4. The transcript has a single exon. Gene Ontology annotation, biological process: regulation of DNA-templated transcription. Gene Ontology annotation, molecular function: DNA binding; DNA-binding transcription factor activity. NCBI's taxonomy places the organism in Eukaryota, Viridiplantae, Streptophyta, Magnoliopsida, Rosales, Rhamnaceae. The coding region runs from base 129 to 776 and encodes 215 amino acids. The record is from RefSeq and is a predicted model, not a curated record.
CUUCCACUACGUCUCUCCCCAAACACCAAACCUUUGUCUCCCUGUCUCAAAACGCUCUCUCACUCUCCCCCAUUCUCUCUCUCUCUAUACGAUAACGGAGAUACCACUCAAACUGAAUCCUCUAGGAUAUGGCUCCGAGAGACAGAUCUACCGCCGUUAACCCGGAUCCGAAUUGCAAGGAGAUCCGCUACAGAGGCGUCAGGAAGAGACCAUGGGGUCGCUACGCAGCCGAGAUCAGGGACCCCGGCAAGAAGACCCGUGUCUGGCUCGGAACCUUCGACACCGCCGAGGAGGCGGCGCGUGCCUACGACACGGCUGCGCGUGAGUUCCGUGGUGCCAAGGCUAAGACCAAUUUCCCCACCCCUGCCGAGCUCCACAGCUUCAAUAACACCCACAGCAACAACACUCCAACCCGGAGCCCUAGCCAGAGCAGCACCGUGGAGUCAUCAUCUCCGCCGCCACCGAUCUCUACUUCUCCACCACCGCCACUAGACCUGUCACUGACCCCACAUUUUACCGGCGGUUAUUUUGCGGCGGCACCCGGUGGCUUCCAUGCACUUCCUGUGGCUCGCCCGGUGUUCUUCUUCGACGCUUUUGCUCGGGCUGAGACCAUGGCCGGUCAUCGCCGGGAAAUGUGCAGGUUCGACCGUACGGUCGCCGGUGGUGCGGUGCACAGCGACUCGAAUUCGUCGUCGGUGGUGGAUUUCGAGAAUGGUCUGACUAACAGACCUCUCGAUCUUGACCUCAACCUACCUCCUCCACCGGAAGUCGCGUGACUCGGCUGGAUUUCAUUAUCCACUGGAAAAUAGCAGUUUUUUUUUUUUUUUUCCUGGUCUUUUUUCCUGCCGCGUUUUAGAUCCGAAUUAAUUACUUUUUUUUUCCGAAUUAAAUUAAUUCCGAUUCCCUUAGAAGGGAAAGCGAAGGUUCUGGAGAAGAGAAAGCAAAAGCCUGACAUGUAGCUUUUUAUGUGAAUUUAACUCUUAAGCAUAUGUAUAUAGAGAUAUAACCCCACAAAAAAAGAAAAAAAGAAAAAAAAGAAAGGCACUAUCGUUUUUUUGCAACUGCGAGAUCAUAGUUAUCUCGUAGUUGUUUUUUGUAUUAAUUAGUUGUAGUAUGUUGUGUUAUUGUGUUAUAAUCCUCAAGUAAAAUCAAAGAUUUCUUGUUCAUUAA